Molecule: messenger RNA, 1626 nt
Organism: Tetrahymena thermophila SB210
Lineage: Eukaryota; Ciliophora; Oligohymenophorea; Hymenostomatida; Tetrahymenidae
Product: calcium-dependent kinase
Exons: 2
Biological process (GO): intracellular signal transduction; peptidyl-serine phosphorylation; protein autophosphorylation
Cellular component (GO): nucleus; cytoplasm
Molecular function (GO): calcium/calmodulin-dependent protein kinase activity; ATP binding; calcium-dependent protein serine/threonine kinase activity
Source: RefSeq, a predicted model, not a curated record
AUGGGGUGUGGUUAAAGCUAAUUAAAUAAUACUUGCUAACCUAGAGAUUUAAAGGAUAAUGAUAUUGGAAAUAAUUACAAAUUUAGAAGAUAGCUGACGAACAGAUUAAAAAUGUAGAAUAAAAUGUUUGUGUAGAAAAAUAAUGGUAAAAUUUGGGAAGACUACAUAAUUCAUAAUCAAAUUGGCUAAGGGCAUUUUGGAGUAGUCAAAAAGGUGGUUCAUAAAAUAACAAAUGAAGAACGGGCAGUUAAAAUAAUUUAAAAGAGUCAAGAAAAAGCUUAAAAGUAUUCAUUAAAUGAGAUAGAACUUCUUAGAUCACUAGAUCACCCACACAUCUUAAAAAUUUAUGAGUUUUAUGAAGACAAAAACAAUUUUUAUGUUGUCUUGGAGCUUCUAAAAGGUGGUGAACUAUUUGAUAAAAUAUCAGAAGGUAACAUGUUGAAAGAAAAAUAAGCACAAGAAAUUAUGAGAUAAAUACUGAGCGCUAUCAUUUAUGCUCAUAGUCAAAAUGUAAUGCAUAGAGAUCUCAAACCUGAAAAUAUCCUAUUAGAAGUUGAUUCUUCUGAUAAUUUCAAUAUUAAAGUUAUAGAUUGGGGAGGAGCAAUGAGAUUCGAGUAAGAUGAAUUAUAUUAUGACUUCUUUGGAACAAAGCUAUACAUGUCUCCUGAACAAUAUUAGCAAAAAUACAAUUACAAGUGUGAUCUUUGGAGCAUUGGAGUUAUAUUGUUUAUUUUAAUUAGUGGGGAAUCUCCCUUUGGAGAUUCUCCUUAGACAAUAUAAAAAAAUAUAUUAGCUAUGAAGUAUAAAUUUAACUAGGAGUCUUGGCAUAGUGUAAGCUAAGAAUGCAUGGAUUUGAUUAGAAAAUUAUUGUGUUCAUAAGAUAAGAGAUUGACUGCGUAAUAAGCAUUAAAUCAUCCUUGGUUUAAGUUGAGUUUUUAGGAGGAAGAAGAUCCUAAAAAAAAGUAUCUUGCUCAAUUAGAAAUGACUAGAUGUUCAAGCGUGGAGUCUAGUAAGCAUGAAUGCAAGAAAAAUUUAAUGAAAUUAAGAUAAUUCAAUUGCAUGCAAAAAUUCUAAGCUGCAGUGCUUAAUUUUAUAGCCUUCAAAAUGAUUAGUAAAAAAGAGUAUAACUAUUUAAGAGAAUAAUUUAAAUAGCUUGAUUUAAAUGGUGAUGGAAUUCUAACGAAAGAGGAGUUGAAGACAGCUUACAAAUAAAUUUAUUCGAAAAAAGAAUUGAGCUAAAUUAACUUAGAAGAGAUAUUCGAUUAAAUUGAUCUUGACAAUAAUGGAGUCAUAAAUUUUACAGAAUUUAUUUCAGCCACCAUGGACAAAUAGAACUCUCAAUAAAAAGAAAAGUUAUUGCAAGCUUUUAAUUAUUUUGACUAAGAUAAAAAUGGCUACAUUACUUAAGAUGAAUUAGCGAACAUAAUAGGAAAUUCUUAAGAAAAUAGCAUUCUGAAUAAUACUUAAGAAGACCCCAUAUUUUCUAGUUUAUGGUAGCUCAUAUUAGAGCAGUCAGAUAAAAACUAAGAUGGAAAAAUAGAAUUCGAAGAAUUUGAAUAUAUGAUGAAUUUAUAUGCGGAAUCUUCUGAUUAAUAAAAACAAGACAUUAUUUUAUAACAAAAAUGA